Tetrahymena thermophila SB210 is the source of this 1163-nucleotide messenger RNA. RefSeq lists its product as hypothetical. Gene Ontology annotation, biological process: nucleocytoplasmic transport; activation of GTPase activity. The record is from RefSeq and is a predicted model, not a curated record. Lineage: Eukaryota; Ciliophora; Oligohymenophorea; Hymenostomatida; Tetrahymenidae. Gene Ontology annotation, molecular function: GTPase activator activity; small GTPase binding. Gene Ontology annotation, cellular component: perinuclear region of cytoplasm; nucleus; cytosol. The transcript has 12 exons.
AUGGGUUGUAUUUAAAUAAGAGAAAAAAAAAGAGAAUAAUAGAAAUAAUAUGUUAAAGUUUUAGAACUUUUAAGAUCUUCUCCAUCAUCUCAUAAAAGCCUCAAAAUUGAUUUAUAAUAUUAGAAUAUAAUUGGUGAUUAAGGUGCAUCAGACUUAUAUUCUGCUUUAGCAAAUUGCACUAAUCUCUAAAAUUUGACACUUGAUCUUUUUGGAAAUUAAAUUGGUGUAAGUGGUGUAUCAAGCUUAGGUUUUGUUUUAGCAAAUUUCACUAAUCUCUCAAAUUUGACACUUUAUCUUCGUGAAAAUUAAAUUGGUAAUUAAGGUACUUCAGACUUAGGUUCUGCUUUAGCAAAGUGUACUAAUCUCUCAAAUUUGGCACUUUAUCUUAGCUUCAAUUCAAUUUAUGAUGAAGGUGUAUCAAGCUUAUGUUCUGCUCUAAAAAAUUGCACUAAUCUGUCUAAUUUGACACUUGAUCUUAGUUCCAAUAAAAUUGGUGGAAGUGGUGGAGCCUUAGGUUCUGCCUUAACAAAUUGCAAUAAUCUCACAAGUUUGACACUUGAUAUUAGCUUCAAUUCAAUUUGUGAUAAAGGUGUAUCAAGCUUAUGGUCUGCUUUAGCAAAUUAUACUAAUCUCUCUAAUUUGAUGCUUAAUUUAACUUUCGUUUAAAUUGGUGAUUAAGGUGUAUCAGACUUAAGCUCUGCUUUAACAAAUUGCACUAAUCUCUCAAAUUUAAGGCUUAAUCUUGGUUCCAAUAAAAUUGGUGCAAGUGGUGUUUCAGCUUUAGGUUCUGCUUUAGCAAAUUGCACAAAUCUUUCAAAUUUGACACUUGAUCUUAAUGGAAAUUAAAUUGAUGCAACUGUUGCCACAGGUUUAGGUUCUGCGUUAGCAAAUUGCACUAAUCUCUCAAAUUUGACACUUGAUCUUAGUUAGAAUAUGCUUGUUGGUUAAGGUUAUUAUUAUUAUGAAAAAUAAUAAUAAUUGAAAGUAAAAAGUAAAUGUAUUAAAUCGAAAACGUUAGUUGCCAUUAAAAUAAAAUUCAAGUGAUAAACUUUAGAUGAAAAUGGAUGAAUAAAUAUUAAAUAUAUGAAUAGUAGAAAAUAAUAUAUUUUCUUAUAUAAUGUUUUGUAAUAAAAUAAUUUAACCAAAAAUAUAGAUAGAUAGAU